AUGAGUUCGUCAAAUGAAUCUCCUUGUGGAAAUCCUCCCAUAGUCGUAGGUGUUGAGAGCAAUUUUUCAACAAAUGCUCGCUCAGAGACUCCUAAUUCUAGUGGUACUCCUGCUACUACGGUUGGAGUGGAGAGUCCACCACCACCACCUGCAACUGAUGCUCCUCCUGCUACUGGUAAUGAUGAGGUACUUGAUACAAGAAAACUGAAGAUUGAUGUUUGGAAACAUUUUAAACGAAUUUUGAAGGCGAAUGGAGAUAUAAAAGUUGUGUAA
This is a messenger RNA of Linum trigynum, 273 nucleotides long. Lineage: Eukaryota; Viridiplantae; Streptophyta; Magnoliopsida; Malpighiales; Linaceae. The record is from the annotation of a GenBank genome assembly.